GUGUUUCUGCUUGUUUUUUAUCUGUUUGUUUCAUUCAUUUUUCGUUUGUUCUAAAUUGUAUUUGUUCACUUAUGUUUGAAUUAAUUAAAACUUUUAUUUUUGGAAAUUUCUGUGCAAUGUAUCAUUUUCCUAAAAUGUAUAUUUUAUUUUAAUAAAUUUAUGAAGAAACAUUUGUUGAAUGAUGAAUUUUAUUCAAGUCUAAAUACCUUAAUACUAAAGAAUGAUGCAUCGCAAUUAUGAUGAAGAUUCAGGUCGUAGUUCCUGUUCUGCUGCUUCUAUAGGACUCAGCCCUAUUAUGGACUACCAUGAUGUAAAAUCGGAUGAUGCUUUAGAUAAAGUAAAAAGACGACAUUAUUCUAAGGAGACCACUGGUACUAACACAGAUUUAAAAGUAAGCACCCGUCCAAGAAGCUGUAUAGCACUUCCUAAAUCUCCAGACGAAAGAGACCCAUUUCCGAGUUGUAAGCUUCAAAACAGAAAUAGAAAUGUCAUAUUUAAUUAUGGUGACUCCACCAGAAUGGGAGGACUAAGCAAUGCACACUCCACAUUGGAAAUAGCUUGCAGCACACAGAUUGAGGAGCCUCAGAUGCAAAACAAUGCUGUCUCUAUGGUGGCGAUCGGUGCUGCUGAAAAACUUAGCAGAGGCAAUCCUGUUCAUUUCAAUCCAAAUGGUAGAAGAGGAAAGCCUGUCCAAAGAGCAGCUUCAAGGCUCUACAAGGCUGAGUGUGGAUUUAAAGGCAAGGAAUUUUGUAUUGGGCCUGAAUUCAUUGUCAGAGCAUCACAGGCUGUGAAACAUAUGGAUCUAACUCUGUCUGCUUUAUCUGAGAAGAGAGUAAUCACAGUUGUCUUACUCAAUGGGCAAAAAGUAGAAGUUGUGUGUGAUCCACAAUUAAUAACAGCAGGACAGCUUUUUGAGGCUCUCGUCCACAGUGAAAAAUAUGAACAGAACUUCAUGCUAGGUAUUGCCGUUUUAAUUGGUGGGGAUUUUAUAUUCUUGCCAGAUGAUUAUAAAAUUAAAAAGAUUGCUCCAGAAAGUUGGCAUAAGAGUAAUAAUAAAAAAAAUAAAGUAAUAGAUGAGAACAAUACACUGACAGUUUUUUUAAGAAUUAAGUUUUUCUUGCCUAAAAACAUUGCUAAUAAUAUACAAAGUGGAGAAUGGGUGUAUAGAGUUUAUUUACAAUUGAGGAGAGCAACAGUGGAAGGUCAAAUGACUUCAACUAUUCAGAAUUUAAUUUUACUAGCUGGAUAUGCAUUGCAUAUUGAAUUUGGAGAAUUUUCAUAUAGAGAACAUGGCACUGCUGAUUAUUUUUUGAUGGAGCAUUAUUUACCAGAAAAUAUUAUUACAAAUGACAUGGCAGAUAUCAAGUUGCGUAUGAAACGGGCACACGAAUCUCGGCAUGGCCUAGACAGGAAUAAAGCAAUAUUAAAUUAUAUAACAUUAGCUCAAACAUUUCGUGAUUAUGGGGCACAUUUUUACUCUGCAGUUUGGGCGACAAGGGAUGGUUUUUGUAGAGAUGUUUGGCUUUCUAUUGGUCCAAGAGGUGUCACACUUUAUUCUAGAAAUAGUCAUAAUACAGAAGUGUCAGGGAAUAGUACAGAUCGUAUUGUCUUGCAAAGCUUACCAUGGCAUCACAUACACACUUUUUACUACAACAAAAAGAAUUUGUAUAUAAUACCAAAUUCUUAUUCGGGACUAUCUAAAAUCGGUAUAAAAUAUAAACUAAAAAUGACAGACAAUAAAAGUUAUUUUACAUUUUGGUUAGCCUCUUUACACCACCGAUUGUACCUGAAACUAUAUGCGAAAGAUGACUUUAUUUCUUACUUAUCAGGUGAGAAUUGUCCCAUAAAUAAAAGUGAAAGCCCAAAAAAAUCUGAUUGUAGUAACUAUCAGGACAGCUAUAAUUUAGCUGUGAGAAAUCCAGUUAGAGCUAGAAGACCUGUAAGAAGAAGAUUCAAAAUGGAUAUAUUUGGAGAAAAAAGAGCACAUAAUAAAGAGAAUGAAAAGCCAAACACAGAGGAAUUAUUAAGACAAAUACUUUCACCAUCAUUGAAUGAAGACAGCAUGCAUAAUACUUCAAAUCAAAAUAUACAUGGCAACUCUUCUAAUGAUGGGUUAUCAUCAUCCGAAAGUUGCAGUCUACCAAGAAGACAAGGUGUUAAGAUGGGUACAAGGGUUUUUAAUGGCAUGAAAACAGCUGCUGGUAAUAGGUAUCAUACUUCACCUAUAAAUAGAUCUAAUUAUUGUACUAGGUCUGAUUGUGACCUGACUACAACUCAGAGUGAUUCAGAUGAUUUUAAUUCAGAACAAAAACAGCAUUGUAAUGUAGACAGUAUGAAAUUAUUACCAGAGAGACAUUAUAAUCAAGAUAUGAGCAAUUUACCAACUGCUUAUGUUUUAGAAUCUCCGAAAGUAUACUCGGACGCUUUUAGUUAUAAUGGUGUUAGUAAUGAUUCUUGUUUAAAUACUUCUUUAUUUGAGAAGUUGGAUAAUAUGGGCUGUGUACAAGGAGAAAGAAUGUUUGUGACUGCAGUAUUAGAAAGGGACCAAAUGAACGCUUUGGGGUUGCAAGUAGCUGAAGGAUCAGAUGGUAAUGUGUAUAUAAAAUCUAUAACACCUGGAAGUGCAGCAGAUUUGUGCAAAAAACUUUUACCAGGCGAUCAAAUUAUAUCAGUGAAUGGAAAGACUUUGCUUAAUGUUAAGUAUGAGAAAGCUUUAAAAAUGUUGCAAACAGCUCCGCAUAAGGUGGAACUGAUAGUUUUGCAAAAUGCAAAUAAAAGUUCCAAUGUUGAAUACCAGUUGGAUGCAGCAACUAACUUUGAGGAAUCAAGUCAAUGUAAAUUAACAAAUCAUAGAAGUAUAAGUCAAAGUAUUGCUAGCGCGAUUGAUGUUGAAAUCACUGAUGACGAAUUAUUAAAUGAGGAAGCCUUGAAGACUGUCUAUGCUCUUAUUAAGUUGACAAAGGAAAAGGUUAUUAAAAGAAUGAAAGACAACAGCAGACAAAACACACCGAAUAGAAGCAAUUUGCAGAAAUGUUAUUCAGAAAAUAGAGUAUAUGAGGAAUCUGACACGGGAGGUUCUUCACGGGAAAUUACACCACACAAGCGAAACACUCAAAAGUUUAACACAUGGCGAGGACAGUUUCCAAAUGCAAGACCUAAACGACGACCUUUGAGUCUGAGUAUUCCUACAGAUGUAGAUUUGACAGAAGACUAUUUAAAUGAUGACCCAGGAGAAGCAAUAAUGAAAAGAUCCUCAAUGAAAUCUAUUCAGUCAUCAUUGAAUAGCCUUGACAAUAAGUCAGUGAAGAGUGGUUCUUCAAAAACUGUUCCUUUACCACGAAAUUUUGGCCUUGGCAGGAAAUGGUUGGGACCUGUUAAAUAUCCUGUGACUCCAUGUAAGAGUACCACUGCUUCUGUCGAAACUAGUGCAAUUACUGAUGAUGCUAUAGUGAGAAGACAUUUUAUUUACGGUGGCGGUGACUCAGAUGAAGAUCAAAUAUUUUUAUAAUAAAUAACAAAAAACAUAUACAUAUUAUGUUGUACAUAUUAUAUGAUAGUAUAUAGAUUGUUAUUAUUAGACAUUAAUAAGAGAAUUAUUAUUAUUAUAUAAAUAAAUAACAUUUAUAAUGCAAAUAUAUUUUUAUCU
Molecule: messenger RNA, 3646 nt
Organism: Galleria mellonella (greater wax moth)
Lineage: Eukaryota; Metazoa; Arthropoda; Insecta; Lepidoptera; Pyralidae
Product: tyrosine-protein phosphatase non-receptor type 13-like
Exons: 2
Coding region: 221-3508 (1095 amino acids)
Cellular component (GO): cytoskeleton
Molecular function (GO): protein binding
Source: RefSeq, a predicted model, not a curated record